This is a messenger RNA of Schistocerca piceifrons (Central American locust), 1919 nucleotides long. Its product is annotated as choline-phosphate cytidylyltransferase A-like. Gene Ontology annotation, biological process: CDP-choline pathway. NCBI's taxonomy places the organism in Eukaryota, Metazoa, Arthropoda, Insecta, Orthoptera, Acrididae. Gene Ontology annotation, molecular function: choline-phosphate cytidylyltransferase activity; phosphatidylcholine binding. The record is from RefSeq and is a predicted model, not a curated record. The transcript is spliced from 9 exons. The coding region runs from base 365 to 1564 and encodes 399 amino acids.
CUGUAUGUGACCUGCGUUUUCAUGGAUACGUUGCAAUACGUCAAACUCGAUGAUGUCUAAUUGUUAUCGUCAAUUCAGCACUUAAACGGUUCCAAUUUUCUCUACGCCGCACGCAGAACAGUGCCUCUAGGAGGGGAGCCGUUACGUAGACCCGCUAAACGCGAAACGUGUCGUGCCAGGUCAUAGCUGCACAUCGAUUAGGUUCACACGUAUCAUCGGUAGACACUGCAACAGAACUGUUAGAUAUGUUUUCUGUUAGUAUACAUGCUUAAGUGUAAGAAGUGCUUUUUUUCGAAUCAUUCGCUGCAAGAAAUAGAAACGUUGGCAGUUAACCAAUUUGCCGGAAUCUGUUGUGAACGUGACAAUGUCAUUGAUUGGGAACAGUAAAGCUGAGCCAAAUUCUGGAUGGAACCUCCAGUCUCCGUCAAGGAUGUCAAGAAAGCGUCCACGGGAAGUAGAAGGUUCUAAUUGCCUGCGAAACAGUAAUCUACCCAUACAAAUGUCCAUCUGCAAGCCAGCACCAUUUAGUGAUGAGCCUGAGGCAGCAGCUGAACGUGAACGCUGUGAUUACAGCCAGCGUGUUUCUUUCAAGAUGGCAAAAUCUGGAAAUGUUGGUCGACCAAUAAGGGUGUAUGCUGAUGGAAUAUAUGAUCUGUUUCACCAAGGGCAUGCCCGUCAGUUGCUGCAGGCAAAAAACUUAUUUCCAAACGUUUACCUUAUUGUAGGAGUCUGCAGUGAUGCACUCACUCACAGCAAGAAAGGUCGCACAGUAAUGACAGAGUCUGAACGUUAUGAAGCUGUUCGUCAUUGUCGCUAUGUAGAUGAAGUUGUUAGAGAUGCACCUUGGGAACUUGAUGAUGACUUUCUUGCGUUUCACAAGAUUGAUUUUGUGGCACAUGAUGAGAUGCCUUAUAUGACAGAAGAUGGCACCGAUGUAUAUGCACGACUAAAAGAAAAAGGGAUGUUCGCAGCCACGGAACGAACAGAAGGAGUUUCCACAUCAGAUAUAGUGGCAAGAAUAGUGCGAGACUAUGACAUUUAUGUACGAAGAAAUCUUGCAAGAGGAUAUUCUGCAAAGGAGCUAAAUGUUUCUUUCCUGAAUGAGAAAAAGUUCCGCUUGCAGAACAAAAUGGUUGAACUAAAAGAUAAAGGAAAGCGUGUAAUGGAGAAUAUUGGAGAGAAGAAGGUAGAUAUGUUACAGAAGUGGGAAGAAAAAUCACGUGAAUUCAUUGAUACGUUCCUCCUGCUGUUUGGGCGGGAUGGCCCCUUGGUAAGAAGAAUGAAACGCACUGUACACCGAAUUCGAAAUGAGUCGCAAAUAUGGAAUGAAGGGAAAGGGCGUCUGAUGCAAGCUCUAUCGCCUCCAGCCAGUCCUCGGCGUGAUGGCUCACCCACAUCAUCUACCAGCAAUGAUGUUGAUGAAAGCACAAGCAGCCCCCCACCAUCAAAAGCUGGUCGCUAUGACUUCUCCCCCAACUCUUCAGCACAACAGUUUGCUGGCAGACCGUCAGGAGACUUCUCUGAUGAUGAUGAAGAUGAUGAAGAUGAAAGACAGUCAAAAUAACAAUAGAAAAUGUAAAUCUUCCAUAACCAGAAUCUGUUGGUGCUGAAGCUUAGUGCACUGUAAGCUGAUCUUUUAUGAAAGGAGUGUUUGACUGUAAAUCUCCAAAGUACUGUAAUAUUGUUUUAAUUGUUUUAUAGCAAAAAAGAAUGUAAAUGAGCCAUCUGCUGUAAACUAUUAUAUAUUUAAAGUCUUUUAAUUGUUUUAAGUUUUCAGAAAGGUUGGACUUAGUUACAAGUGGCGAUUGUUUUGUUGAUAUUGUGUCUAGUGUUACGUAAGGACAUCGCUCCUAAUUUUUUUUUCUCUUUUUGUUUUCGCUGUAAGCUACAGCAUCAAAUAAAAUUUUGUUUUGUUUGAA